CGAAAUUACAAAUCGUCUGCAGUCUAAUAUAUCAGAUGUAUUUGAAGAGAUGAAAUGGAUGGGGGAAGAAAGAGAAAUUUGAAACUGCACGUUUCACAUUCGUUUGAGGAUGAGAGAGAUGAAGAAUUUGAGCUAUUACCCAGUUCUCCCCACACUCCUCUGAUUGGAUCACCGUUGAGCAAUUCUGGGAUCAGCCCUUCACUGCAGACCAUCUCCAAAUCAAGUGAUAGAAAUCAACAUUCCAUAUCUGGAGCAUCAAGUCCGUCUAUAGACAGUAAUGUCACAAGUCCACAUGUUGCAGCAUUGCAGCAAUUGUUUAAUCAACGACAAGCAAGCGUAGUACACGAAAGACAGUCGUCUCAUUCUUCAUCACAACAUACAGGCAAUGUCAGCUCAAUACAUUUUCCAGAGGAAGACAAGACAGAGGGUAAACUAUCAAAAGCAUCUUCAAGAUCAUCAUUUUUCUUGCCGGAUCAUUACGAUGAUGUUCAAAGAACUGUCAAAUCUAUGGGGGAAAUUUCUGUUGAUACACAAGAUAGUGCUACUUAUCAGAAUACGCCGUUUCCCUGUGGUAAUAUCAGAUUUGCUGGAAGAAGAGAAGAGGGUAUUGAGUUAAAGAAGCAUUACGUUUGUGUUCCAUGGGACUCAGCUCCAUAUGAUCUGACCUUUUUCAUGGAUAAGUUUUGGAACAUGAGAAGUCCAAAGAUUGUUUUGUCUAUCAUCUCUGGUGUACAUCAUUUCAAAGUUUGGAAGAAUCCUCGAAUGAAGGACCAAUUUAAGAAAGGAAUCAUAAGGGCAGCAAAUAGAACAGAAAUGUGGGUAAUUACAAAUGGAAUUGAUGAUGGAGUUUCAAGUAUGAUAGGCGAGGCUGUUAAGGAGGAGAAUAUUCUCAGAGCUAACAGUAGAUAUAAUUUGAGUCAGCUCAGACCCGAUGCUGUAAAAAAAUUCCAUAAACUGACUAUGAUAGGUGUCAUGCCAAAACAUAAGAUUUCUUACCAACAUCUACUGGAUGGUUCUGAUUGUAUUAAUGUUAUCAAUGAAGGAUGUAAAUUUAAGAAAGACAUUUAUGAACUCAAUCCUGACCACACCCAUUUUAUCAUGGUAGAAACUGAGACGCCAGAUGACAAAGAAAAGGUGCAAUACACUGAACUCCGCUUUAAUUUUGAGAGGCAGUUACAAUGUCAACUUGGAAGACCUAGACGUUACAAACGACUCUUAAGUUUUGGUUCUGAUGAUGAGAGCUCAGAAAUAAUUGAGCCAACAACACAGCCUAUUCCAGUCAUUGGACUUGUUAUACAGGGAUCACCAAGAGGGAUAGAUCUGGUUCUUUUUUAUCUGCGGAAUAAAAUGCCAAUUGUUAUUGUCAAAGGAAGUGGUGGAUGUGCCGACCUCCUGGCUUAUGCAAUAGAAGAAUCACAAGAAAGACCAGAUGGUGAUUACGAAGAACAUCAUUUAAAACCAGAAUUGCUGAAGAUGAUUGGCCAUACCUUUCCUAACACUUUCAAAGAAAAUGAUUUUGCAAAGAAUGUACUGAGAGACAAAAUUCUUGAAUGUGUGUCCUUAGCCACAGAAGAUGAGCGGACAUUUGUGACAAUACUAAAUACCCAAGGUUGGGAUGCAAAUUUAGCAGAUCUAGACAAGUAUUUACUGAAAGCUUUAUUUAAAUGUGAAAUAAAGAGUAACUCUAGGUGGAGAGAAAGAGCCUACAAAGACUUGACUCUCUUACUCGACUGGAACAGACCAGAUUUAGCUCAGACAGAGAUAUUUUCAUCAAGAGAUUUCUCAAGAAUUAAGGUAGACAAGACAUUGUUUGAGAAGUCCCUAAUAAAGACUGACAGGGAAGAAUUUGUUUCUUUAUUUCUAGAUCAAGGAUUCCAAAUUCACAAAUAUUUGAACCACAAGCAUCUGAAGUAUUUAUUUGAUAAGGCUGAUGACUCAGAAUUCUUUACAACAGUUUGUCUGGAAGGAGUACUUGGAAAGACUCAUAUAAUCUCAGAUCAGCCUUUGCCACAGGAUUUUUUAGUGAAUGAUUUAAACAAACUUGUAGCAAAGUUGUCAGGAAUAAAGGACUUCGUUCAGCCUUAUGAAUUAUCUAUGAACUCUGUUGAGCUAUAUGUGUUGGAUCCAGUGGUUGCUGAAAGAAAGGCUAUAAAUUGUCUCAUUAUAUGGGCAGUUUUGUUUAGUCGACCUAAACUAGCAAAAGUCCUGUGGUAUAGAUGUGAUGAACCAAUUCCUGUGGCUCUGAUCUGUAGUAAUAUGUACAGAGAAUUGUCAAAAUGUUCAAUGGAACUUUAUCAACGUACUGAAAUGGAGGCUUGUGCAAAAGAAUUUGGAACAAUGGCUCUAGGAGUGUUAGAUAUAAGCUACAGUGAUGUCAGUGCACAAGCAUAUGCUAUGCUAAGUAAACCCUUACCAGAUUUUAACAAUAAGAGUGCUAUAGAAAUUGCCUAUGAUGCAAACUAUGGGAGCUUUAUUGCACAUCCCUGUUGUCAGAAGUGGUUAACAAAAAAACUGUUUGGGUCUAUUCAAGUGAAAGAAUUGGACUUUGGGAUUUGUAGACUGCCAUACUGGUUCAAGAUUCUUUCUAGUGUUUUUUUCUUCUUCCCGAUGUUCUUUUGGAUUGUGUUUGGGAGAUCUGCUGGAUACAAGAACAAAGGACUUACAAUGAAUGAUUUGUUCUUGGUAGAAGAUGAUAUCUCAGACAGUGCAUCAUCUGAUGAAGAGACCAUUUUACCAUUUACUAGAUCAGGAUUGGUAAAAGAAUUAAAUGGUAUGAAACGAAAAUCAUUAAAGAACAAAAUUAGUGGUGCUUUAAGAUCGAAGAGACAUAGAAAAUUGCCAGUAUGGAAACAAAUGAAUUUAUUAUGGACUGCACCUAUUACCAAAUUUUGGAUUACACAGAUGUUUUAUUUCAUAUAUUUGGGUAUAUUCUGCUUGGCAGUACUGUGGCCAACCUGUGGAAACCUAUAUUUAGAUACGGUUGUGUGGGUCUGGACUUUAAUUAUGCUUACAGAAUUAAUAAGACAUACAUAUGUCAAGCACCAGAGACAUAAAAGCAUGUUAUCGAUGUGGAGCUGUGUGGAAAUUUUAAUUAUGUUUGUUUUUAUCGUGUCCUACCUGUUUCUGAGGAUAAUGCCACAGUGGAUCAAUUAUUCUGAUAUCUAUGUUUCCAAGACUGUACUCAGCAUGGGCUUGAUAUUUUUUUUCUAUCGAUUGCCACAUGUAUAUUUACCUAUGAGUCCAACUCUUGGACCAAUGCUUGUAAGGAUGAACAGGAUGAUAAGAGUUGACUUUGUGUCUUUUGUAAGAAUGUUCCUGAUUUUCAUGAUAUCAGGUGGUGUAACCAUACAGGCAAUUCUGUAUCCAAACUUCCCUCUAGGAGUUGAACUAAUAAAGAAGGUUCUAACCAGACCCCUGUUUGCUAUGUUCCUGACACAGAUUCAUGACUUGGAUGGAGAUCCUGAUUGUAGUCCACAUUAUGCCAAUUUGACAACUAGCUACUGUGCAACUGAUGACUUCCACUUUAGGGGUUCUCAUAUGUAUAAACCUGAACCACUAGUGGAACCAGUCCAAAAGUGUCCAAUGUCAAGUUUGGGUGGUUACAUAAUUACCAUACAGUAUCUUCUGAUUUGCAAACUUGUAUUAGUCACACUGUUGUUUGCAAUGUUUGCUCUCACAAUAACCAAGGUAGAUCUUGAAGCUGCUGAGAUCUGGAAGUUUCAACGAUAUAUGAUAAUUAUGGACUUUGAGGACCGACUCUGCUUUCCACCACCUUUCACCAUCAUCAACUACCUUUUUAUUCUUCUAACUUUUAUACAUAGACAUUUAAAAGGCUGCAUAAAGCAAUGUUCUGACUUUUGUACAUGUGAUAAAGUGAUUAAGACGAAGAGAUCAACAGAAAGUCAUAAAAAGACAAAAAGGUCUGAGGAUUAUAAUUACUGGAAGAAAUGCUCCCAUGAUUAUGUCAAUAUACAGGAGGAAAAAUGUCAAAUGGAGGAUAUACCAAAGGUACAAGCUGAAAUAUUACAGAAUAUGCAAGAUGAUUUGAGAUUCCAGAAGAAGACUAUUAAGAGAAUGACAGAUAGGAUAUUUGAAUUAGAGAGAAUGAUUCAAUCCAGUAGGAUGUAUCUAGAGAAUAUCUCGCAUAAAUUGGACAAGUCAGAUGUGCUUGGAGUAUCUACAGUAAAAGGUUUACUUGUCCAUGUGGCUGCCAGGCAAUCACCUUAUCCAGGAACCAAUGUUGCUAGAUUCCCUGUCUUUGAUAAAUAUGUUCCAUGGGAGCAACCAUAUGAAGUUUAUGAUGCCAGAAUAUACACAAAGCGAAGAGAUUCAUUUAGUGAAGAUGAAAGACUGUAUGUUGAUGAAGAUAUUUUACUUAUCAAACAACAAAGACAAGAACGCAAUCUGUUGCCGGAGGAAGAAAGAGCAGAAUUACCUCCCUUACCUUCCAUUAAUAUUGUAUGGAACAAGAUAGUGACAUCAAAAUUAGACGUAGGAACACAGAUGUAUGAUAGAAGGUCUUGGGUGAUGCUGGAUAAUCAGAUUUGUAGAUAUAAAAUCGAUCCACUUGGAGUUCCUUUGAAUCCAAUGGGAAGAACUGGUCUCAGAGGGAAAGGUGUGCUGUGGCGUUGGGGUCCAAACCAUGAGAUCUUGGCUGUUUGUACAAGAUGGAGAAGAAUUGAUACACUUGAUGGUCAGCUUCAGGGUUAUCUCUAUGUAGAAGGAAAGAAAGUAUUGGAAUUCAUAGCUGUGAGGAAAGAUGAUGAAAGUGAAGACAGCUGCUUCGGUUUACCUGGGGGAGCCCUACAUGGUUUGAUUUCCCCAUACAGUACUUUAGUGGAAGCUUUUGCUGUAGAAGUGUUGGAUGAACAUACAUUUGAAUGUAAACCAAACUUGGAUCAAGGAGAUCUUAUUCAGUAUUUUUCCCAGUUUGCUGCUCCUAAUUUAGGCAGUAUAGGUAAUGUAGCAUCAAGAACUUCAAUCAAUUUUCCCAUAAGAUCUCUAUCACAGCCAUGUCUAGGAAGUUUUGCAGCUUCGCGUGUCGGAUCAAAGACAAGCUUAAGGACAGAUAUUGAUUCUUCAGGAUUUAGUGCUACUAUGUUGUACAAAGGAUAUAUAGAUGAUCCAAGAAACACAGACAGUGCCUGGGUAGAAGCUGAAGUUUGGAAUUUUCACUAUGAUUCAUCUGAUACAUUUGAUGUUAAAUUACCAGAGGAAACUGUGAGAGUAACAUGGAAAGAAGUAUCACCUAAUGUGAAGAUAUUUGGAAAUGAAGGUGUUAUCGUUCAAGAAGCUGCUAAAAUUCAAGAUGCUUAUUACUAAUCAUGACUUCUACUUGUGUAUAUGUAAUGAUUAAUGUUAAGUAAGAAACCAUACCAAGAAAGAAAGUGAUGUAUGUUUUUUGCCAGUAAUUCUGCAAAAGUUUUAUGCUAUAACUAUACAGUGUUAAAUUUGAGAGGUUUUAUUAUAUUAUUUUAUAAAAUAAUUGUUUUAAGCAUAAUUGUUGAAUUUUUUUCAGUAUUGAUAUCUUAAUAUUUUUAUCACUAUUUUGUUAGUUUGUUUUUUCAUAAUUUAUUAGUUUGGUUUUUUUUGCAUUAUUUGUUGUUAAUUCAUUUUUAAUGAUAAUCAGUAAGAAUUUUCAUAGAAAUUCUUAUGAGAAAAAUUACUUGUAGAUUGUGACCAAUUCAGUUUAAAUUAACUUACACAUAGUUUUAGUUGUAAGACGUAGAUGAUUUUAUGAGUGUAUUUCUCUCCAGGAAAAUGGAGGAUAGGGGUUCCAAUGACUGUUACUACUCCUUUUUUCUAAUUAUUUUAGAAUCACACUUAAAUUAAUGAAAUAAAGGCUGGAACCCCUCCUGUUUUCCUCCUUGUCUUUGUAUUCAUUUCAUUUUAUUGUUCUCUACUUAUUUUAUAAUUUAAAAAUGCCCACUUUCAAAAAUCUGGAUUGCUAAUGUUAAGUCAGAAACCAUACCAAGAAAGAAAGUGAUGUGUGUUUCUUGUCGGUGAUUCUGCAAAAGCUUAAUGCUAUAAUUAUACAGUGAUAAAAUUGAGAGGUUUUAUGAUAUUAUUUUAUAAAUUGUUUGUUUUAAGCAUAAUUGUUGAAUUUUUUUCAAUAUUUAUAUUUUAACAUUUUUUAUGACAAUUUUGUUAGUUUGUUUUUUCAUAAUUUAGUAUUAUUUUUUUUGGCAUUAUUUGUUGUUAAUUCAUUUUUUAAUGAUAAUCAGUAGGAUUUUUCUUAGAACUUCUUACGGGAAAAAUUACUUGUAAGUUAUGACCAAUUCAGAUAGUUUUAGAGUAAGAUAUUUUGUGAAAAUAGAUACAGAUGUUUGUUAAGUUAUUUUUGUUUCCCAACCACUGUUGUUUUUUUUUUUUAAAUGACAUACAGUCAUAUUUGUUGUUAAAGAUAAUGUAAAUGAUUAUUAAUUGAAUGAUGAUUGUUUAGUUCUAAAUGAUCAAGGUGCUGGUGUGAAAUUAGUUUAGUGUGUAACACAAGGAUAAUAUAUAAGCAGGUUAUCUAUUUCUUAGCCAAUUUAUAUUUUUUCAGACCAAAAUAUUUUUUUUUAAUAUUCAGUAUUCAAUUAUGACUAUAAAUUUCCUUGCUGUUCUUUUGUUUUGCCUUUGCCCUAAAGUAAAAAAUGCAAAUAUACUGGAUUACAGAACUAAGACAGAGUCUCUUUAUUUUUUGGUGGAUCAUCAAAAGAGAUCUAGAGGACAACUGUUUGUUCCCAUGAUGUUUAAACAUCAUUUGAGAAUUAUACUCUUCAACUAUAUUUUGAGGGAUACAUCAUUAUUUUAUUAACAUUUUCAUGUUUCAUCAUGCCUGAUCAUAAAUAGAAAAAAAAAAAACUCAUCAAAGAUACCAGGCUUAUAUAAAUUGAUAUUUGUACACUUUUUAAAAACAUAUUCAUCAUUUAAAAAAAAAACCAACCAUAAUCAUAGCAAGUUUUGUUAAAUUUACUUUGUCUCAAGUUAAAACCAAAGAAGAAGCUGUGAUAAAACAACUUUAGGUUUAUGUUACUUGAAAUCAUAAUUGUGCAUUAUUAUAUAUGUGUUAUUUAUAACUUAAUUAUGAUUUAUAAUGUAAACUUGGGAGUCAUUUUAUAUGAAUUAUAAUCAUAUACUUGUGAGAAACAAAAGUUAUAAGUUAUCCUUAUUCUUUCAUUGAUUAUCUCCAUUUAGCCCAGCUCAUUUAACAAGACAAUUCAAAUAUUUUCCUCAGACACCGAUGUUUUCAUUGUGGAGUCACCCCUUGGGUAUUUUGUUGAGUUAGAUUGCUUGAUUGUUGCUUGCAUAACGUCCAUGUGAAGAAAGUAACCUGACUAAUGUUUCCGAAUAAAAUUUGUAAAAUUGACAAUUUGACAAAUGGUAAACUAUGGUAAUGCAGGGCUUAAUAUAUGAUGUAGAUGCAAUGGUAAGGUGUAUCACAAAAAUGUAUAAAAUCUAGAUGGGAUCAUUUUCAUUUUUUACAAAUUUCCCUUUUGAGCCCACCGAAAUGUACAACCUACUGGUACAAUGCAUCACCUAGACAAUUGUGCUUAUGUAGUUGUAAAAUCUAAUGAUAAAUGAAAAAGAGAAUAUGUCUGUUUUGCAUUAAGACUAAAAAGUUGAAAAGUAUAGAAGCUUCAACUUAAAAAUAGUUGAUAACAACAAAAAUGAGAAAUUGAUGGGUUUGUAUUGUAAUAACAUAAACAGUACCAAUUUUAAUGCACCAGAUGUACAUUUUGACAUUUAAUGUCUCUUCAGUGAUGCUCGAUUUGUCAUUGUCAGUAGAUGAUGACGGAUUGUAAAAUUUUCAAAAAUUAUUUUAAAAAUCAUUUGAUAAAAUAUUGUUAAUAAGAUGUGUUAAAAAAAUUGUAACCAACAAGUGAUCAAAAAUAGUAACAAAUUAGUGUUCUUAAUAGUCAUAAAUUGAUUCUUUAAUUCCAAAUGUCAAACUUUUAUUGAUCUCAGUUUUUUUCUGUUGCCUGUGACAAAGGUCACAAAUUGCGAGACAUAGGAUUCUAAUCUAGCUCUGGUAAUGUAAGCUCUUCAUAAAAAGCUUCAUAUAUGAGCUAACUAAUCCAUAUCUUAGUUUAAGGUGUCUGUUUAGUAUCUUUCUUUUGUCCUUGAUCUCAUUUAUAGAGGUCAAUGACCAUCUUACUAAACCAUUUUUAUCACCUGAUUUUUUGAAGCUAUUAUGAAUAAUAGGACUUCAUUUGGUUUAUAGUAGCUAUAGUAAGACAUUGAUCUUAAAGACUUUUUAAGAUAGAACUCAACCAUAUUAAGUAAAGCAGGUGAGUUCUUUCUCUGUGUGCACUCAUAUGUGUAAUUUGUUUUUAGUGUUUUUUUUUAUUAUCCAGCUUCAUUAAUACCUCUCUUAAUAAAUAUUUUGUAUAUCAUACUAUCAUACAAAUAUUUUGGAUAUCAUAAGUCCUUGGACUAUUAUUGUACAAAAAGUACACCUAGUUGUCUGUUUAUGUAACCUCAUCCUUUUAUAACUAUUUUAAGAGGGUUAUAAAGUAAAAAUGAUUCAGUCACAUACUGCCAACUUUCCAAAAUCUAUGGAGGGUUUUAAGAACACGAAGAUUUAGUGCAUAGUGCAUCUCUUAUACAUGUCAUAAGUGUUUCUAUGGUUAUGAAUGAGUACUUUAAAUUCAGAAAUUAUUGCUAGAUAUUUAUGUAUGUGAAUAAUGCAACUGGGUGAGAAAAGCAAUAAUAGAAACUCCCAUUCUGCUAUUUGAUAGAUAUAUCUAUAUGCAGAUAUUCCUAUAAUGGCAAUAAUUAUCUCACAUUUUUGUCCAUUCUUCAAAAAUUGCAAUAAUACAUGCAACAACUUCUGAAUUUACAGUACAUGUAUAUAUGCCUAAAUGUCAUACUAAUCGUUUGAAUGUCUGUUUUGAGGUAAAAACUUUACAUGAUUGGGGAUCAUAAGAGUCACAUCAACACCUCUCAUUUGGGAAAUCCCUCAUGCUUUGGGAGAGUUGGCAAGUCUUGAGUCUCCUGUUGAAAUAGUUCUAGCUUGUUUAUCUUUCAGUUUUUACCAUAUUCUUGAAACUUAUAUUUGUUUUGUGUAGUUUUUUAUAUUGAUAAGAUUAUUUUAUGACAUGUCCUAUUAUAAAAAGUAUUUUUUAAGUGUUAGUGAUCUCAAAGUUUUAAGAGGUUUGAUUUUUAAUUGAUAAAUCGACUGUGCGAGACCCUCAUGAGUAGUCAAGGUCGUUAAACACCACUUAGUAGUAGUACUUGAUAGAUGCAUUGCUUAAAAUUGAAUAAAUGAAGGUAAUGUUUGAUAUGAUUGACUUCCAAAUCAUGGAUAUACAUAUUUAUAUCAUAUAUAUUAUUUGUUAUCCUUGCUAAUUUAUAUAGAAAUAAAACCAUCUCCAUUGUUUAUUACA
Mytilus californianus (California mussel) is the source of this 9371-nucleotide messenger RNA. Its product is annotated as transient receptor potential cation channel subfamily M member 8-like. Gene Ontology annotation, molecular function: monoatomic cation channel activity. The record is from RefSeq and is a predicted model, not a curated record. The transcript is spliced from 33 exons. The coding region runs from base 55 to 5322 and encodes 1755 amino acids. NCBI's taxonomy places the organism in Eukaryota, Metazoa, Mollusca, Bivalvia, Mytilida, Mytilidae. Gene Ontology annotation, biological process: monoatomic cation transmembrane transport.